UAAAUUUCAAGUUACCGCCAUCUUCUUCCUCUCUAUCUCUCUCUCUCCCCUCAUUUUGUACCGCUUUCAACUUUCCCGCCAUUACAUUAUUCUGCAACUGCUUGAGCUUCUGUCCUCUUUCUUCCGCCUUCUCUAACUCGGCUCUACGAAUCACAGGUUCGCAAGUAAUGGAAGUAUGGAAAUGGAGAAAACUUUGGCUAUGGUAAAACCAGAUGGGUUGCGUGGUAACUACACUGAUAGAAUUAAACUGGCCAUUUUGAAGUCAGGCUUCAGAAUUUUGAAGGAAAGAAUAAUGGAAUUGCAUGAAGAUAGAGCAAGUCGCUUUUAUGCUGAACAUUUGUCAAGAAGCUUCCUUUCUAGUCUGGUCAAAUACAUGACAAGAAACAAAAAUCCAAUCGCAGAUUGGCGUGCUAUGAUUGGGCCAACGGAUGCAUCUAAAGCUAAGGCUACACAUCCCAACAGCAUUACUGCAAUGUAUGGCUUGGAUCAGAGAAAAAUUUGUGUUCAUGGUUCAGAUUCUCUUCAAUCAGCAAAAAGAGAGAGAUCAUUUUUCUUUGAUGAGGAAAUUGAGAGCAAUGGAGAAUGUUAGAAGGUAAAAUCUCUGAAAACCCGAGGUGAUCAUAACGAAGAAAGAAAAGAAUUGUGCUAAGAAGUUCCAUCUCAAGUACAAUAGGUGCAACCUUGGAACUGGGCAUAUGGCUUUCUUACUUCCAGACCCCCUUUUAAGCAUCCAAUACCGUUUAAGAUCUUUUACUCUGCCAGAGAUGACACUUUUCUAGAUUGGCAUUCCCGAGUGCAUUUUGAUGAAUAUGCAAAGGUGUAAAUGUAAAUGUAAAUGUAUAAGAGAAUCUUUAAUUGAAAGGCAUGAGUCCAUUUUACCCCGUUGUAAAUUGUAAUCCGACCUAAAUAUGUAUAGUAUGUACAUAUGAUAUCCUUAUCAUGCCAUAUUUGUACUCUCGACCUAGAUGUCUAUUUACAUAUCUUAAUAUGUAGAUCUAUGUACUCCACAUUUGUUUGAUCUGAAUAAAUGUGGAGUACAUAUGUGCACCCCUUCAGCCCUUAAAAACAUUGAUCUUAAGUAACCUUUCACACUUUGUUUGCUCCAAUGUAAACUGUAAAGUAUGGGCCUGUAGCAUCCUUUCCGUGCCCCUUUUGUCCAGUUGCCAUAAGACUGAAGAUUGAUUGGUUUUACUUGUUAGCGAAUUCAUGUAGGAAAGUGAGAUUGUAGUUUUGUAACCCACGACUGCUACACUUUCAGAUUUACGUAUAUAUAAUUUUGGAUAUUUAGGUUAGCUUUAUAGAUUCCGAGUAUCUUAUAAAACAAUUAAUUUGAUCCUAUAGCAUGUUUAUGGCCGGAAAUUUAAUAUCUCAGAUGAUAUCAUGUAACAAUCCACCCCACUGCAAUGGUCCUCUUUGAGCUUUCCCUUUCAG
Cucurbita maxima (winter squash) is the source of this 1431-nucleotide messenger RNA. Its product is annotated as probable nucleoside diphosphate kinase 5. Lineage: Eukaryota; Viridiplantae; Streptophyta; Magnoliopsida; Cucurbitales; Cucurbitaceae. The record is from RefSeq and is a predicted model, not a curated record. Bases 176 to 589 code for a protein of 137 amino acids. The transcript has 5 exons.